AGCAAGCUCACUCGGCUGUUGGCUCUCAGAGGUGGAAAAAAGCCCUUGUUGUGGAACGUAAGAAAGACGCUUCGAAGCCCGGAAAAGGACGCCCGACACCGGCACAAACACUCAACGAAUCUCAUUUCCAUUGGUUUCGCGUCCCAUUCUUUCGCCGAAGAUGGCCUGUGGGGCUACGCUAAAGCGCUCGAUGGAGUUCGAGGCCCUCCUGAGUCCCCAAUCUCCCAAGCGGAGACGGUGCAACCCCCUACCGGGGACUCCCGGCACUCCGUCCCCGCAAAGAUGCAACAACCUGCGCGCCGCCGUCGACGGCUCGACGCUCUCCAUGUCGCCGCAGAGUGUGGCGGGCGAGAACAGACUCACACCAGAGCAAAUCUUUCAAAACCUGCGCCAAGAGUACAGCAGGAUCCAGAGGAGGCGGCAGUUGGAGGGGGCCUUCAACCAAACUGAGAACUGCGGACCCUCUGAUGUCGCCAGCCCAUCUACAUCCUUGCACGCCCCCAGCUCCCCGCCAGGCGCCUCAAGACGGGACCAGCCUUCGUUCACGCUGAAGCAGGUGAGCUACCUGUGCGAGCGUCUGCUCAAAGACCACGAGGAGAAGAUCCGCGAGGAGUACGAACACAUCCUCAACAUCAAACUCUCAGAACAAUAUGAAUCAUUUGUGAAAUUCACACAAGAUCAGAUCAUGCGAAGAUACGGUGCCCGGCCUGCUAGUUACGUCUCCUGAACGCACCACCUUGGGAUUCCAGUUUCUCCCCUCACACACUACUACUACUACUGCUUGAUUUGUCAUUUUUAUCCCCACAUUCUGCACGCCCACACAUACACACAGUGCCAUGGUUAUCCGCUUUUUUAUCCAAAACUGUCGCUGACGGCCAAAAAUGUGCGGAAAUCUCAAGAGACAACCUUCGUCACGGCACCCCAACCUUUUAUUUUUCUUUCAGCUUUCCUGUCUUUCACUCGCUCUGAAAAUACGGACUGAAACCGAUCCCUCACGUGUCCAUUCUCUGGCCUGGCGCUGUCAAUGACAAAAGCUUCUUUGCUCAUGUGAUGGAAGCUUUUUGGAUUGAACAGCUGUAUUUAACGCCUCAUGUCCUCCCUUCUCGCUCACCCGUUCUCUCUAAAAUGAGAAUGUGCUCUAUUUUUUUUCCCCUCCGCCUCUUUGAAGAAAUAAAAAGUCCAGUGAUUUAAAA
This is a messenger RNA of Corythoichthys intestinalis (scribbled pipefish), 1193 nucleotides long. RefSeq names its product akirin-1-like. Gene Ontology annotation, cellular component: chromatin; nucleus. NCBI's taxonomy places the organism in Eukaryota, Metazoa, Chordata, Actinopteri, Syngnathiformes, Syngnathidae. Gene Ontology annotation, biological process: negative regulation of skeletal muscle satellite cell proliferation; myoblast migration involved in skeletal muscle regeneration; positive regulation of macrophage chemotaxis. Gene Ontology annotation, molecular function: transcription coregulator activity. The transcript has 5 exons. The record is from RefSeq and is a predicted model, not a curated record. The coding region runs from base 161 to 727 and encodes 188 amino acids.